UGACGUCAUGAUAUUUGAUUCGAUGACCUGGGUUGGUUGAAAGCGGCAUGUGGGAUAAGAUUGACAGGAGGAAGGAUAGGACAGAUCAAAGUUCCUUCAAGUCUUUAGAAUAGAUAGCGGUUGAUCGAUGCUGGUGAACCGGGCACUUUGAUACUGCAAAAUAUUGAUAACAAAGCGCCGUAAAAUCAGCGCAAGUGCUGCAUUUUUCUACUAAAUUUACUUUACAAUUUAUAUGUAAAAAAAUGACUGCAAUCAACGGGGAAGGGAAGGACCAAGUUAUAUUUGUUACCAAGGAAGAGCAUGAAAUUCCUAGCACUGUAAAACUAGUUGAUGAGGAUGCAGAUGAGGAUCAUGCAGAAAAAGGUCUCAUCUUGCCGAGUGGUGAGAUAAACUGGGACUGUCCGUGUUUAGGAGGGAUGGCAAGUGGAGUAUGUGGAGAGCAGUUUAAGUCAGCGUUCACCUGCUUCCACUUAAGUCAAGAAGAGUUGAAGGGCUCAGACUGUCUGGAGGAGUUUAGAAGCAUGCAGGAGUGUUUUCGUCAACAUCCUGAACUGUUCCCUCAGGAAGAUGAUCUACAAACUGCAAAUCCUGGGCCAGAUUCAGAGCAGAAAGAUUCCCCUUCUAUCUCUGACUUCAGCACAAGUGAAGAGUCAGAUCCUCUGCCUUCACAGUUGCCAAUAACUACUUAAAACUGUAGAGCAACCAAACUCCAUCACUUAUUCCACAUAUUAUUUUUACAAAAAAUUUAUUUAUAUCUAUUUUUAAGAUGAGACAUUAAAAGGGAGAAGGGGACAAUGUUUACAUAAAUGUAGAAAGUAACAUUACAUGGACAAUAUAUUUUAGAUCAGGUUAAAUAAUAUCCUGAUAUUAAAAAAAUGGUGAGAAAUAAAGCAUGUAAAGUAUGUUUGAAAAACUUUGUCUUCUGGGAGAUAUGAUUUUUAUAAACCCAUCAUGGUUUGAAUUCUGUGUUAUUUCUUUUAUUUUUUAUUCUUUUUCAUUUUUUUCUAUUUUGUUCAAACAAACAUCUUAAAGUGUAACUUUGUUACAUAUUGACAUGUAUUACGUGUGUGAUUUUAAAUCUACUGAGACGGUGUGUCAAACAUGGUGCUUGAAUGAUUACAAGCAUUUGCGUGUAAAAUGUGAAAUCAUAUUUUGAUUAAAGAUUAUAGACACAUCAA
Messenger RNA from Megalobrama amblycephala (Wuchang bream), 1178 nucleotides. RefSeq names its product coiled-coil-helix-coiled-coil-helix domain containing 4b (gene chchd4b). Gene Ontology annotation, biological process: protein import into mitochondrial intermembrane space. The record is from RefSeq and is a predicted model, not a curated record. The transcript has 3 exons. Lineage: Eukaryota; Metazoa; Chordata; Actinopteri; Cypriniformes; Xenocyprididae. The coding region runs from base 243 to 689 and encodes 148 amino acids. Gene Ontology annotation, molecular function: protein-disulfide reductase activity. Gene Ontology annotation, cellular component: mitochondrial intermembrane space.